GCCACAGAGACGUUGAUGCUCUACGGGGUGGUUUCUUUGGUGCUGGAGGAAGACGGCACAGCGGUGGAGAGUGAGGAGUUCUUUCAAGUUCUGGACGACAACACAGCCCUCAUGGUGCUGGGGAAAGAUCAGAAGUGGAGUCCUGGGAAGGGUGGCGGCCGUUCAUACGCGCUAAGCCGAGAGAAGCCCCGAAACAGCCGGGACAUCGCCCGCAUCACUUUCGACAUCUACAAGCUCAACCCCCGCGACCUCUUCGGCAGCCUCAACGUCUCCGCAACCUUCUACGGGCUCUACUCCAUGAGCUGUGACUUCAAGUGCCUGGGGCCCAAGAAAGUGCUCAGAGAGGUGCUGAGAGUGGUCUCCGGCGUCAUGCAAGGGAUCGGGCACAUCCUCUUGGGCGCGUCUCACUACAUCCGUCGCCUCCUGGAGGGCGGUGAAAACUGGAACUCCCACGGCCGGCUGCGGGCCUACGAGGACUGA
Molecule: messenger RNA, 480 nt
Organism: Gekko japonicus
Lineage: Eukaryota; Metazoa; Chordata; Lepidosauria; Squamata; Gekkonidae
Gene: CIDEB
Product: cell death-inducing DFFA-like effector b
Exons: 3
Biological process (GO): regulation of apoptotic process; apoptotic process
Source: RefSeq, a predicted model, not a curated record